UGAAUGCUUGCAUCACACCAUGACCUCUGCAUCCUUAUCCUUUGCUUGACAAAUAAAAAAAAAUUAAGAUCCCCCAAGGCUUUAUAAUGCAUAGCAUGGUGGCCAACCUUACUCACAACAUAGAAAACUUUAGCUGGCAUUAAUCUUAAGCUAGAGAUGGUGAAACGCUCUACAUACCUGUUCUUGCUUGUCCUCCUUGUCUUCAUCUCUGAUGGAAAAAGUGUGCCAAAGGCAGAAGCAAAAGACUGCCACAAAGUGUGGAACUGCAAAGGGGAAAAUCGUUGCUGGGAAGACUGCCGAAAUCGAUACAAUGGGAUGGGACUUUGUGAUUUGUACACUGCUCCUUCUGUUCCGAAGCAGUGCUUUUGUGCAUAUAAGUGUUGAUGUUAAACUGCAUUCUACAAUAAACAUUACCUUUUUAAUUUUUUUUUAUAU
Messenger RNA from Theobroma cacao (cacao), 435 nucleotides. RefSeq names its product putative defensin-like protein 184. Lineage: Eukaryota; Viridiplantae; Streptophyta; Magnoliopsida; Malvales; Malvaceae. The record is from RefSeq and is a predicted model, not a curated record.